Molecule: messenger RNA, 444 nt
Organism: Castor canadensis (American beaver)
Lineage: Eukaryota; Metazoa; Chordata; Mammalia; Rodentia; Castoridae
Source: RefSeq, a predicted model, not a curated record
AUGGCGCCAUCGCCCAGGACCAGCAGCCGGCAAGAUGCGACCGCCCUGCCCAGCAUGUCCUCAACUUUUUGGGCGUUCAUGAUCCUGGCCAGCCUGCUCAUCGCCUACUGCAGUCAGCUGGCUGCCGGCACCUGUGAGAUUGUGACCCUGGACCGGGAUAGCAGCCAGCCUCGGAGGACAAUUGCCCGGCAGACAGCUCGCUGUGCAUGCAGAAAGGGGCAGAUUGCGGGUACCACAAGAGCCCGGCCCGCCUGUGUGGACGAAGGCAGGAAAGCUGUGCUUGUGUGUCAGCUGCCCCUGGCUGAGCUCUCACCCUACCAGGAUGCCCAGCAACAGGGGGGUGUUUCAGACUUCCAUGUAUCCAUGGAGAAGCUUGGACAUCCUCAGCCAGAUGGUCUUGGCUCUCUGGGACUUGCAGCCCAGGGUGGCAUCCACUCUCGUUAG